This is a messenger RNA of Toxotes jaculatrix (banded archerfish), 2721 nucleotides long. Its product is annotated as tetraspanin-18-like. The record is from RefSeq and is a predicted model, not a curated record. The transcript is spliced from 9 exons. Gene Ontology annotation, cellular component: membrane. NCBI's taxonomy places the organism in Eukaryota, Metazoa, Chordata, Actinopteri, Toxotidae. The coding region runs from base 240 to 1007 and encodes 255 amino acids.
CUGCAGGCUGUGCUCAGACCGGGCAGCGGUUCGUGUUGACUGGGAGAGUUUGUGGGAUUUAUCGGUUCGUCAGGAGACGCUCGGCUUCGCUCGGCUUCUCUCGGCUUCGUUCACACAUUUAAAGACAGAUCCUGGACAAAGAAGCUCGUUUGUCGUUUUCCCGCUGAUGAAAAGCAGGACGAGGUCAAAGGCCGAACACGUCACUGCAUCUGAAGCCAGGAGCCAUUAAACAGGUACAUAUGGGACAGGGGGAGGUUUCAGCGAGAGGCUCAGCCAUGGAGGGGGACUGCCUCAGCUGUAUGAAGUACCUGAUGUUCAUCUUCAACUUCUUCAUCUUUCUGGGUGGCUCCUUCCUGCUGGGUGUCGGUGUUUGGGUGCUGGUGGACCCGAUGGGCUUCAGGGAGAUUGUGGCGGCGAACCCCCUGCUGUUCACGGGGGUCUACGUCAUCCUGGCCAUGGGCAGCAUGCUGUUCCUGCUGGGCUUCCUGGGCUGCUGUGGAGCCAUCAGAGAGAACAAAUGUCUGCUGCUCUUUUUUUUCAUGCUCAUCCUCUUCAUCUUCCUGGCCGAGCUGGCAGCUGCCAUCCUGGCUUUCCUCUUCAGGGAGCAUUUAACCAGAGAGUAUUUCACCAGGGAGCUGAAACGUCACUACCAAGGUCACAACAACACCGACGUCUUCACCUCCACAUGGAACGCCAUCAUGACCACGUUUGAUUGCUGUGGCGUGAGUGGUCCCGAGGACUUCGAGGAGAGCCUCUUCAGGCUUCUCAACCCUAAUAAGAUGGUCCCCGAGGCCUGUUGCCAGAGGAACAGUUACCCCGGAGACAUCAGCAUGGAGCAGUGUGUGAGCGGCAGCGUGGCCUUCAGACACAACAAGGGCUGUUAUUCUGCGAUGGUGGACUACUUUGAGACGUACAUCUACGCAGCCGGAGCUCUGGCCAUCGUGGUGCUGACGAUUGAACUCUUCGCCAUGGUGUUCGCAAUGUGUUUGUUCAGAGGCAUCCAGUAACCACCACAUGCAGAGCCGUCGUCAUCAUCAGCCGUCAGGAAGGCACAAGCAGGAAAACAAAACUGUAAAAUAUAUGAAAUGUAUUUGUACAGUGAUAGUUUAUGUGUCUCAUUGGUUUCGUGGCAUCAUUUUGUACUUCACAGCAGCAGCAGGGCGUUCGAGGUUCUGCUUUGGGCACAGUAGACACACACAGGAAGUUAUCCAUGACCUGAGGCUGAGGUUUGGCACCAAGGUCUGCAGUGUGUACUCUAAAGUAAAGGGUUAACACCGGUGAUUCGAGGCUCUACAGAGAAAACACUGAGGGGCAAACUGAAUUAUAGAUGCUCCUCUCCACACAGAAGUCACUUCAGGACUGAUCUGUGUCCAGGAAACUGGCCCUAAAGCUGGAAACACACCACACGACUUAUAACCUGAUUCAUAACUUCAUCAUUUCACCGUGAUGAUUGAUUUUCAGGAUCACGGAACGUCCGCACAGUUCUGCACGAAACAGCGUCCGAACAGUCGGAGCAAUGUUUGCUUUUUCACAAACUGUGAAGGUGAUCGUUUAGUUUGAGCUGGUCAGCAGUGGAAAUCAGAUCUCAGCACACUGAGCAUCAUGCAAGAACAUUUCUGUCGUCUUAUCAUAAACCUCCCCUCACCUCUAACCCUCUGCGUCAUGUUUUUGUCCGUCCGUCCGUCCGUCCCAUUCCCGUGAGCGUGAAAUCUCAGGAACAUUCUGAGGGAGUUUCUUCAAAUUUGGACUCAAAGAUGAACUGAUAAGAUUUUGGAGGUCAAAGGUCAGAAGUCUGAAGAUGAUGUUACACAGGGCCACUGAUUAUACGGUGCUUAUUCUUCAGGUCAUUCAUGACUCAUCAGACAUAAAGUGACAGGAGUCUCUCACCCGUUUAUUAAAACCUCAGAAUAUUAGGGCUUCUGACAUAUUGUUUUAUUUUCUAAAUAUUACAACAUUAUUCUGGAAGUAUUGAAAUUAUUUUAUUUUUCAAAAUACUAUGACUUUUAUCAUUUUUUUUUUUACAUAAUAAUCGCAAAAUAUAAUUCAUUUUUUUCUGACUUUCUUCUUGUAAAAAUAUUCUGUGAAAAUACGGUACUAACAUUUUUGCCAGUUUACUCUGCACAUCACACUGACACGGCGAGCAGAAUGUCAGUUUUACAUUUAACACUUUUUAUUUAUUUAUUUAUUUAUUUUUUAUUUUAGAUUUUUUUUUUUUUUAAGUAUAUUUAUUUGUUCUUGUGACCACGCGUGAGUUCAGGUCUUUGCCAAGAGAAAAUUCUGGUCAUGAGAAAACUGGCGAGUGUGACGACUUCUUUCAAAUCCAUCAAUCGCGCCACGGAAGAGAGAAUCUGAUCCUACAGCUGGUUCUUGCAUGAAGCUCAUUGUCUUAAACACAAGUCACUAAACACGAAGCAUAAUCUUUUCACAGCAGUUAGGAUUUUUGAAAACUGGAUUGUAUGUUUACAAAAGUUUGUACAUUCACGUAGAGCUCUGUGUAAAGUAAAGUAGUAUUUAAGUUUGUCAGGGAGCUCCUGUAAAUUCAUGAAAAUGUGUGCAAGUGUGUGUGAGAGUGCGUGUGUGUGUAUCUGUAAAUAAUCUUCAGUAGGACAGUUUGUGUUUUGCUUUGUGCACAGUGUAAUAAUGUUCAUUUUGUCAGUGGUGAUAAAAAUGGAAACUCAGCUAAAAUAAAAUUGUUUGUGUAUUUGAAAACUGUUGAUUUGU